GCAAGUUGGAGCAAUCCAAGCGGCAUCACAAGCGUCAAUAACACACAAAACGAAGUCGCUCCCCAACGCUUCAUACCUGAUCGCGCUUCCUGCACUUGUGCGCCACACUACCAUCGCUCUUGACUCUGCUGUUACGCCACUGCGCUCCCCAUCGAACCUUCCUCUCCUUGUUCGUGCCGAACUCAUUGUUCAGGUGCCCAUCACCAGUUGCUCCUGCUACUUCUUCUCCUCCCCUCCUCCCCUCCUUGCUCCUGCUUCUGCUGCACCACCAGCCAAUUUUUUUUUCUCUUUGCUCUAGUGCCAGGUGCGCACAUCCCCGAUGAGAGACUUGCCCGACUGAACAGGAAAUGCUGUGUCUUCUUGCCUACAAACAACCUCGUUCACUGCGUUCCUGAGAAACCAGCACUCGAGCCUAAUGUCGACACCGUCAAGUCGCGCGCGCGGAUACCACAAUCCCAGGCUCAGCAAAGUUGCUCAGGAGGGUCGCUUGCGGCGGGAAUCGUCAUAUUCAAAGAGGAAGGCCGUCAGCAGCGAAGAUGCCUACUUGUACGCUCUCCGUGUCGCUUACCUUGCGUACCUGCUUCAGCCCCGUCAAAAGAGGUUGCAACAUGUUUCAAACACAGCGCAGCCGGCUCGGAAGUCGACCACGUCCACUGCUGAUAUUGUGAUGGGUUUUGCGGGGCUAUCCAACACCAAGAGCGCGAAGUUCCCUCAUGCCUUCAUGGCCGCCCUGGACAAGAGGCUCACCGGCGUCCUAAUGGGCAAGGAGCGUAUGCCGGAGUACGGCGAUGCUCUCAUCAAACGCACAUUCGCCACUUUUUUGAACGAGUUCAAGAACCCCUCAUUUCGCAAAAUGGUCGAAAAGGACCGCAAAGUGGAGGACCUCGUAUUGAUUUUCUUCUCGCGGACGACUCAAGAAUUGAGAAAGGGCAAGCCACCGGAAGACGAGAGCUGGAAGUUGAUGGUUGACCGACAUGUUGCACUCUUCUUACGCUUGAUCAGCGCGAUUUUGAAGGACAACGAUUGGGCAAGGGAGCGACCAGAGUUAGCCAGUCGACUGCAAUCUAUGGAAAAGAAGCUGCUGGUACACGAUCUCGACAUUGUGUCUGAUUCCACACGCAACGGCGGGGCUGGCGGCCAUUCGAUAGAAGUCGAGGUGCCUCUGAGCCACGAGCUGAAGGACAUGCCUCUGGCGCUCGUGGUAUCUAGGAUUUUUAACCUGCCGUAUGGAAAAGUCCAGGAUGACAUCGAUCAACACAGAGGAGAAUGGACAGAAAAGGCAGCUUUGCAAGAUCUGAAGUUGUAUCAAACCAGCCUCAGUCUAAACACUAAAAAGACGCUCAACAGUGACGACUUUGACACCGAAGAGGCAUACGAGGCAUGGAAGAAGGCGGAAGGGCCAGAAAUAUCACAGAUGAUGCUCGCUAUCAUGCAAUCUAACAUGGAAUUGGCGAAGAUGACUUCCGCAAGCCUACCACACUUGAAAUCGCAGUUGGAGCAUAAUAGCCGGGAGUCAGGUUAUUCAGAGACGUCUAGGAAGAUGUCCGAACCGGAGAAUAACAACGCGUACGUGGUUGAUCAACCAGUUGAUAUGUCUGGCUUGAGUCUAAACAGUACGGUGGUUGAAGAGGACGAUGCCAUUUCAUUCACUUUCAUCCCACCUGAUCCACGUGCUUACUACAAAGCUGUUGUUAAAGCCUGCAUCCUCCACGGCCUGCAAGAGCGUUCAAGUAAUCCCGAUGAAGGUGCUAGUCGACAGCUAUUUUCCAAACAAUCGAUGGAUCUAAUGGGAGAACUUGCGUUGAGAUGGCGCAUCCCAGGAUUCUCGCGCCCGAUAUUAUUCUUUGAUGUUGUGAAAGAUCUGUAUACGCACAACGAAAUAGACCUUGACACGUUGGAUGCCGCUUUCCUGUUUAUGAAGGAACCGCAACCGGACACAAAGAAAUCCAACAGGAAGAGCAUGGUCGUACAGGAAGUUGUUGCCGACUGGCGCAAGUGGACCGUCGCAGAUUAUGCCCUAUAUCAGAACGCACUUAGCGCGAUACAUGAUGCGCUGCAGAGGGACCUGUUUUCACUGAUGCUACAUUGCUAUGAUUCUAAAAUGCCAGAGAUUGGUCCAAUCAUGUAUCUGCUAGAGGAACAUCUAUACAGCGAUGAGCUGUUUCCGAAAUCCCCUGAAGAUUUAGAUCAAUACUCUGGAGAGCUCGAACGAAGUCUCAAGGACAAAGCAGCUGAGAUAUAUGCUGAUUUGCUGGCAAAAAAUGUACCAGAUGACGCAGGCCAGUGGGAAUUCUUCCACGUUAUUCAGCUUGGCAAGGACGUUGUCAAAUUGUCGGACAGAAUCCAGAAACGGUUCCGUAAAACCCCAAAUAUCAUGGGCGUGAGCCCAAUGCAGAUUCUUGUUUCUGAAGUUUUCCCCUCAUUUGCAGCUGACUCGAGAGAUCUGGUGUCAAGAAUCAUGGAGAUGGCCAAAGAGAGAAAUGAGGAGAUUCCACAGCAGGAUGGUUUCGAUCUGUACCGAGAAAUGGUAGAGAUCAGAAGGGUACAUUCGACUGUUCUGCCGGAAACUCCUUUCGCAUUUCAUAUCGAAGGACUCCUGCAAGAAUUCGUCUGGAGAUGGAUUGCCGAGACAGAUAGUCGCAUAGUCGAAUGGGUCGAAAACGCAGUUAAGAACGACACAUUUGCUCCGCAGGAAUCGAACGGCGAGCUCAGCUCUGAGCAGCAGCGACAUAGCCACUCUGUGUUUGACAUUUUUCAGGCAUUUAAGCAACCAAUCGAUCAGAUUGUGAGCCUCAAUUGGGACGACGAUUUGCAGUAUGCUAAGUUCAUGACCGCAAUUGCGAAGGCGGUAGGUGUCGGAGUGGCAAAAUACUGUGAUCUUGUUGAACAACAAUUUACAAGGGAGAUGAACAAACCAACUCCUGAACAGGAAGCGGCUGCAACGCAGACAAGACAGGAGAAAUGGAUGCAAAUGGCAAAGGAUCUCUAUGCAAGCAAAGAAAAAGUAGAGCCAUUUCAGUUCUUGCCCGAGUCACUGGUCAAGCUCAACAACAUCGAGUAUGCUAUGCAGCAGUUGGACAAACUCGAGAAGGAGAUUAAUGUCGAUGCCUGUGCAGAGGUCAUUCAGAAACAUGAACCACCGGUGCACAGGCGUGAACGUAAAACUGACAAAUAUGUUUUCACAAUUAAGAUAAUAGAAGCAGAAGACUUAAAGGCCUGCGAUGUCAAUGGCUUGAGCGAUCCAUAUGUUGUUCUCGGUGAUGAAUAUCAGAAGCGUCUGGCAAAAACACGCAUUAUCUACGGUAAUUUAAACCCUCGUUGGGACGAGAGCGUGGACAUUGUUACGACAGGACCUCUUAACAUCAUCGCAACGAUAUGGGACUGGGAUGCUCUCGGCGACCAUGAUUGUGUUGGACGCACUUCCUUGAAACUUGAUCCAUCUCAUUUCAGAGACUAUCUUCCUAGAGAAUAUUGGCUUGAUUUGGACACCCAAGGCCGAUUGUUACUGCGAGUAGGCAUGGAAGGCGAAAGAGACGACAUUCAAUUCUACUUUGGAAAAGCCUUCCGUCACCUAAAACGAACAGAACGUGAUAUGACACGCAAAAUCACCGAUAAGCUUUCGUCAUAUAUUCACUACAUUCUUUCGCCACAACGACUCAAGAGCAUGGUGUCGAAAGGCAUCUCGAUGCAGACAGCGAUGAGUGCUAUUACCUAUUUCCAACAGAGAAUCAAACCGCAAGCUGUUGCGACUGGACCGUCAUCGGAUGAUAUCGAGAACGCGCUCAAGCCACUACUCACGUAUUUUAACGAGAACUUCGCCAUUAUGAAUCAGACGUUGACAGGAUCUGCCAUGAUCAUGGUGAUGACACGACUGUGGAAGGAGGUACUGCAAACAAUCGAGGCACUUUUAGUGCCACCCCUCUCAGACAAGCCGUCAAAUCAGCGACCCUUGUCCCACCAAGAACUGGACAUUGUGUUCAAGUGGCUGCAAAUCCUUUAUGACUUCUUCUAUGCAGAUGGAGAAGGUGUGCCAGCUGAUGUGCUCAAAUCGCCGAAGUACUCGGAAUUGAAGACAUUAAAUUUCUUCUACUUCGAGCAAACGGACGAGCUUAUUCGAACAUCAGAGGCAAUGGCUUCUGCAACAACAAGAAGACAACAAGAGGCUUUUAGGCAGAACCGUAUGAGCGCGCCGCCCACAUUGACACCAAUAGGUAGCCAUUCCUUUGGCGGCGCCGCCGGACUACUUGGUGUUCCGUCACGAAGACAUAAGACUAUCAUGCUGAGCCGCAAUUUAGGGACGAUGAGGAAGGCAAAAGAAGAGAAGAGAAAGCAAGCUCAAGCCGAACCAAACGAUGACAUCAUAUUGAGGAUUCUGAGGAUGAGACCUGAGGCAGAAAAGUACCUGAAGGACAGAAGCCGACAAAAGGAGAGACUUGCCGCAGCAGCUGCAGCGGAGAUGAUUGUACGACAAAGCUUGGCAAGUGGUGGGGGUCGAAUGGCAGGUGUCCUGCCGAGACGAUGAUGAUGACGACUUUCGCAAAGGGCGCUAUUAUACAAUAUCUGUGGGUAUAAGAAUACGGUUGAUGGGACUGCACUCAAUUACUAUGGAAAUGAUCAAGUAUGCGCUUUACAGAAUUAGGUUUACUGGUCGGGUGGAGCUUGAUAUCCCAGCGUCUAAUGAUAUUAUUUUCAAUACCGAUAUAUUUCUU
This is a messenger RNA of Verruconis gallopava, 4709 nucleotides long. RefSeq lists its product as uncharacterized. The record is from RefSeq and is a predicted model, not a curated record. NCBI's taxonomy places the organism in Eukaryota, Fungi, Ascomycota, Dothideomycetes, Venturiales, Sympoventuriaceae. The transcript is spliced from 3 exons. The coding region runs from base 416 to 4522 and encodes 1368 amino acids.